ACGUCGGGAGUCGUAGUUCUCGGCAGAGGCGGUUGGCGGCCCCAGACCCAGCUUCGGCCUCACCCGGAUGGCGGCUGCGACGAGCAGCUGCCGGCCCUGGGGCUCUCUCGUUGGGCUGAUCUGGCUGGUCUCGGCCGCGGCCGCCUCCUGGGACCUGAAUUCGCUGCGCUGCAACUUCGGCUCCUUCUGCGAAUGUGACUUCCGGCCCGACUUGCAGGGUCUGGAGUGUGACCUGGCCCAGCACCUGGCGGGCCAGCACUUGGCCAGGUCACUGGUGGUGAAGGCACUGAAGGCGUUCCUGCAGGAUCCAGCCCCCGCCAAGCCGCUGGUCCUCUCUCUGCACGGCUGGACUGGCACUGGCAAGUCCUACGUCAGCUCCCUGCUGGCACACUACCUCUUCCGGGAUGGCCUCCGUAGCCCCCACGUGCACCACUUUUCCCCAGUCAUCCACUUCCCCCACCCCAGCCACAUGGAGCGUUACAAGAAGGAUCUUAAGAGCUGGGUGCAGGGGAACCUCACUGCCUGCAGCCGCUCCCUCUUUCUCUUCGAUGAGAUGGACAAGCUGGCCCCAGGUCUGAUAGAAGUCCUACGACCUUUCCUGGGCUCCUCCUGGGUUGUCUAUGGGACCAACUAUCGCAAAGCCAUCUUCAUCUUCAUCAGCAACACCGGCGGUGAGCAGAUCAAUCAGGUGGUGCUGGAGGCAUGGCGCAGCCGCCGGGAACGCGAAGAGAUCGGCCUGCAGGAGCUGGGACCGGUCAUCUCCCAGGCUGUGCUGGACAACCCGCACCAUGGCUUCUGGCGCUCGGGCAUCAUGGAAGAGCAUCUCCUGGACGUCCUGGUGCCCUUCCUGCCACUCCAGCGGCACCACGUGCGGCACUGUGUGCUCAACGAGCUGGCCCAGCUGGGCCUGGAGCCCAGGGAUGAGGUGGUCCAGGCCGUGCUGGACAGCACCACCUUCUUCCCCGAGGACGAGCAGCUCUUUUCCUCCAAUGGCUGCAAGACGGUGGCUUCCCGAAUCACCUUCUUCCUCUGACUCUCCCAGCUGGCAUCCCUGUCCUCCUCUACCUGGCCAGGCCAUGAAGGAAAGCCCUGGACCCUCUGCCGGAGGGUCCCUGGUCCUGCAGAGUGGGACCCAGAGCAUACUGUGAAGAUGAGGAGGGCUGUUGGCUGGGCCGUGAGACAGAAGGCCUGGGCAGGCCCUGGCUCUUCAUUGGUCUGAGGGCAUCUUGGCCUUUGCCUCCUUCCUCAGGGAAAUCACUGGUCACCCCAGAAUUUCAAGGAGACUUGACCGCAGCCUGAGCCUUCUUAAAAUGUGAAUUGUAACUCAGGGACAGUGGCUCAUGGCUGUGCCCUCCUUCAUUCUGUUCCUCUGGCCCUUGCCCCAGUACCGUACCACACCCCCCCG
Molecule: messenger RNA, 1405 nt
Organism: Dama dama (fallow deer)
Lineage: Eukaryota; Metazoa; Chordata; Mammalia; Artiodactyla; Cervidae
Gene: TOR2A
Product: torsin family 2 member A
Exons: 5
Coding region: 68-1033 (321 amino acids)
Cellular component (GO): endoplasmic reticulum; nuclear envelope; endoplasmic reticulum lumen
Molecular function (GO): ATP hydrolysis activity; ATP binding
Source: RefSeq, a predicted model, not a curated record